Molecule: messenger RNA, 1665 nt
Organism: Chaetomium strumarium
Lineage: Eukaryota; Fungi; Ascomycota; Sordariomycetes; Sordariales; Chaetomiaceae
Product: NmrA-like family protein
Exons: 1
Coding region: 406-1368 (320 amino acids)
Source: RefSeq, a predicted model, not a curated record
AAUCUCUCCGACUCUCCGUAGCUGCACCCAUUUCACCAAUAACGUCCACGUCGGCCUGCAACCUACGGUCGCUUUCUCGAGCUACGAACCUGACUAAACUAGUCGUCAUGACGCUUCGAUGUGAGCAAUCUCGAUCAAUGCGAUGGAAGAUAUGUCAGCUCGGCGGUAGAGAAAGAACGAACUCCGAAAGGAUCGAAGUCCUUCUUUGAGAUGUAGACGUGUAUAUAUCGCCAUACGGAGGGUGCUAGCUCCAUGACCACCAGCAACACCAUCUCUGUCACAUCCACUUUCACCAUUAACACCCAAAUCCCCCUCUCUCACAGAGCAUCCAACCGGCACCAUCUACCAUAACCACACCAGACCUCUCCUUUUAAGCAACCCCAUCAUCCCUCACAGUCACUCGCAAUGGCUUCCCCCAAGGUGAUCGUCUUCGGCCCCACAGGCGGCGUCGGCUCCGCGGCCGCGCUCACGGCACAGCAGUGCGGCGCCCAGGUGGUCCUCGCAAUGCGCGACACCCACAAGCCCAUCCCGGGCCUCACCCCGGAACAGGAGCGGGCGGGCGGCUUCGAGCGCGUGCAGGCGGACCUGACCAAGCCCGAGACCGUGCAGGCGGCCGUGGUCCAGACGGGCGCGAAGCGCGCCUUCAUCUACGUGGCCAUCGGGGCGCCCGACCACAUGCGGGCGGCCAUCACGGCGCUGAAGGCCGGCGGCGUCGAGUUCGUCGUCAUACUGAGCAGCUGCAGCGUGCAGGGCCAGGGCGACGACCUGCGGCGCUACACGCCUGCCGAGUUCAUCAACUGGCAGCACGCGCAGGUCGAGCUCGUGCUCGAGGAGGUGUUCGGCACCGACCGCUUCGCCACCAUCCGCCCGGGCUACUUCGCCAGCAAUUUCUUCGGCUUCAAGAAGGCCAUCGCCGCCGGCGGGACCGUCAAGAUCCCGUAUCCCGAGGCCAAGUUCGACUACAUCGCGCCCGAGGACAUCGGCCGCGUCAGCGGGACCGUACUGGCCGGCGGACCCCAGGCGGUGGCGGCAGCGGGUGGGAAGCACAUCAUCUACCUGGCGGGCCCCCAGCUCGUGCCGCAGGGCGACGUUCUUGUCAUGAUUGGGAAGGCGCUCGGCAAGGAUCUGAAGGUCGAAGGGUUUGCGGAUGACGAGGAAGCGGUCAAGUUCCUCGUUUCCGUCCAGGGGACGCCGGAGCCGGUUGCCAAACAGCUCGUCCGGGGUUAUAAGGCCACGGCGGAAGGACAGGAUGUGUUCCCCGCGGGUACCCUCGAGGAGGCGGUCGCUAAUUCUGAAAAGUAUGGGCGGAAACCCGGGACCAAGAUCCAGGACUGGGUGGAGACGAAUAAGGACAGGUUUGCUGCCUAAGAUGGGCUCAGAGAGGCGAUGGUGUUAGCAACGAUCUGGCUGAGAGAGCUAGCGAAAGACGUACUCUGUACCAUAAGUAGAGGCGGAAAUGAAUAGGUAGUUGAAUUGCGGCAUGUCGAUGCGCUGAUCCAAAAGAUGGAUCGAUGGAUGAGUGUGACAGGGACACGGUCUGGAACAAGUUGUAGAUGCUGCUCGUUGGUUCCUCAUUUUACUACCCAAACGUCACUCUUCAAUUCCUGCAAUGCUGCGAGGGAAGUUAGAGUAUCAAGUUGCCUGGCUGUGGUAAGUAACCAUGGG